UCGUACCGCUUAGCAUCGAGAGAGCAACCUUGCACCGCGUGCCGGCCUGACAUGCCGGCUUAUUGACGACACGUGCCCCGCGCGAUCGCCGAACAUGGCACUGAAACGCUGAAAGCCCGCUGAAAAAUUCGCUCCGCCACUAACCCAUGCAUGUUUAGCCGUCAGACCAUCGGAAUAGUUAGACUCGAGUGCUUUUAACUAACAAACGACGCAAGUCACGCAAAUUAGUAGUGUUUAGGUUCAUUCCUAGAUUUUUAAGUGUAACGUAAAAUAUUUUUUGGCUUCAUUACAAUGCCGUGGAUAAAAUCCUGUUUGUGUCACCAAGAGAAGAAAAAGUCACCCACGAUCAGUCCCCCCAUUCAUUUAUUGCUGAAGGGUGAAAAUAACGCACCGCAAGGUCCGAGUCACGCGUUCCGCUGCAAGACCUUCAAGAAACCGAGGCCGUGUCACCUCUGCCACCAGCCGAUCCUGAACGAGGGCUCCUGCUGUCGAGUGUGCAAAUAUGUCUGCCACAAAGUUUGUGAAAGCAAGGAAGCCGCACAAAGAUACACGGACACGAGCUGGCAAAUAUUUCACACGGGCCAGCGCAAAACCCCAUCGCCGUCCGUAAAGGACAACCAAAUCCAGACCGACGAUUCCGGCAUAUAUUCCCAGAUCGAGCCGGCCAACGGGGCGCCGCGGGGUCCCGUGCCCAGCCCCCGGCCCUCGAAGCAGCAGGCCGACAAUCGGCACAUAGUGCACGUCGAAAAAGUCGAAGUCACAUACGAACCGACCGUAAACAACAACAAAGUUGAAGUAGUUCUGCACUCCCAUGAUGAAGGAACUCUCAGACAUGGACACUUGAAUAAGAUGAUAACAUCGAAUUCCUACAAUGGUUUCGGCGAGGCGUUGACCACCCAACCCAGACUGUCCAAGAACAACACAAACUCAUCAGGAGGCAUGGACUUGAGCUAUGUCACCGAAAGAAUCAUAUCGUUGUGGUUCUCCCCGUCGACCACGACGCGUGGCUACAAACAGGGCCAGCAACACGUCUCGCAAAUGCUCAGAAACAAACACGGAGACAAUUACAAGAUAUUCAAUUUGUCUGAGCCGAAACGCGCCUUGAGGAAUGCCCAUAAACACGUGAAGGAGGUCGGAUGGGCCCUCAACCUGGCUCCGCCUUUGGAAAGACUUUGUAGCGUGUGUAAGGACAUCGAGAACUGGCUGAACGAAGACGAACAUCGGAUUGCCGUCCUGCAUGCGAGAGGCAGCAAAGAAAAGUUGGGAGUCAUAGUGGCUGCAUACAUGCAUUAUUCAAGUAUAUGCGGAAGCCAGGAGCAGGCGCUCGAUAGGUUCUCCAUGCGACGGUUCCUGGACGAUAACGUCGGGCCUCUGGUCCUGCCGUCGAACAAAAGAUACGUCGAAUACUUCGCCGGGUUGUUGUCCCAUCACAUAAAAAUCAACUCCGCACCUCUGUAUCUGACUCAUGUGACUGUGGUGGGCACUCCGGCCUUCCAACAAGGUGGCUGCAGAGCGUUCCUGAAACUCUACGAGGGACACACGCCCGUCUACACUUCAGGAAUUUACAUGGUUUCGAAUAACGUGAGCCAGUUCACGGUGAACGUGGCCGGCGAAAGGCGAGGCGGGCUGCAACUAAGAGGAGACAUCCUGAUCAAGUGCUACCAUCGAACGGACAGGGGCAGGGAGACGAUUUUCGCCUGCCAAUUUCACACGUGCGCCAUUUCCGAUCACACGCUCAGCUUCACCCGCCAAGAGCUCGACACCGCCUGCAACGAUCCACGUUUCCCCGUCGACGGUGCAGUGGAAUUGCACUUCUCCGGCCCGGAAGGACGGCAAACACUCCCGGCCCCGACGCCGGCGGUACCGUUCACGAUAUCCGAUGAUCACAUUACCAGAGCCGACAGUCCACUCCUGAUCGAGGAGUGCGAAGAUGAGGACUCGGAUUCCGACGACGUGAACCAUACGUUUGGACCACUGGACGGUAGCAUAUACGCCACCAUAGCGAAGAAACCGGAGCUGUCUCCCGGUGCCGUCUCUAGUCCCUUGACUGUGUCCAUGGACUCUGGCAUUUCAUCAGCAGGACACCAGCAGAACGCCAACACCACCGCCUCCGCGAGUCCCCCGCCAACCGCCCAGCCGUCCCCCCUCAGUCCGGAGGAACAGCACCGCGAGCUCGACGAACUCCUAUCCGACAUGAUGCUAACGGUCCAGAGCAUUCCCGACCUGAAACCCCACCAGGACCAGUCCAACGGCGGCCCGGCGUCCGACAACAACUUCGGCCUGGACAAUGUCCAGUACAUAGACGAGGAGGAGGACAAGAACAUACCGUACCACGCGCGACAGGACAGCAGACCCUUCAGUUACGGCGUCAACUCCAACAUGAUCAACGAGUCGAAGGGCCUGAGCAGCCCCAGCCUGGUGCGCAAGGCCAGCAUCAACAAAUCCUCCGGCGACACGCUGAGGAAGGUGCAGACGCAAGUCUAUCCGGACUUCAACGCCAAACCGGUGCCGGACUUCUCCGCCUCGAACCAGUACUCGCCGUCCAAUUACAGCACCCUGUCGUCGAAGUACUCCAGCUACACGCCGGUGCACGGCACCCUGAGGAAGAAGGACCCGAUCGACGACAUAUUCACGUCGAGUGCUUUAAGUGCGCAGCCGAUUAAACGCGAGUUCCGUGAGGAGUACUACAAGGACGAGACCAGGAGGUACGAUCCUUUGAAGAGGAGCCUGACCGACAGCACGCUGAGGAGGAGCCCGGAGAAGAUCACCUACAAGAGCUCCAACUCGGCGGUCACCAGUCCGUAUUCGGAUUCGGAGAGCCUGUCGCCGCCCGGAGCUUUCCGGAACAGCACCAAGUCACCGGAGUUCCACGAAUCAUUCACGACCAACGGCAACCUGACAUGGCUCCAGAAGCAGCAGCAAAAACUGAAGGAGCGCCGCGAGGUGAAGCUGCGCGAGGAACGUCAGCCGCACGAGACGCAGCUGAUGAGGGAGCUGCGCAACGUCCAGACCCGGCACAUGCGCCCGUCGGCGUCGCACCGCGCAGACGGCUACACCAGCGACACCACGGCCUUCGCCGACGAUGACGACGACUACACCGUGCCGCUGCACAUCAACACGAUGCAGAAGAACGGCGGAAGCUCCAACUACAGCACUUUGAAGUCCACGUAUUCGUCGACAGUUAAAGAACGGCCCUUCAUGAAGAUCAAGAGGGAACACGAGCACUAUGCGCAGAGCACAGAAUCCCCUCGCACGAUCUUAGCUCAGAAUCCUAUGGGACAGAUCGUGAGGGCGCCUUCAAGGGGCGCCGACACAGUGGACAGCGGUCUGCUGUCGCUGGUGGAACAGGAACAGUACAGCAAACAGAGUAGCCCCCGUUACACGCCGGGCCUGGUGGGUAUUGCUAACGAUGCUAACGAAGCUAACACAGCUACAUCACCGGAUUUGAGGAAUGAUAGCACCCCUUCUGAUGCACUAAGCGAUCUGAUUGCUAACUUAUCAAGCGGCUCAGAUAAGUCUAGCAACAGUCCUAAUAACACAUCUGCAUGGCAGUACCGAGAAGAGUCGAUCCAAUCAUGGAGGUCGCAAUCCGUAAACGACGAAACGAGCCCAUCUCACAGCUCGUCGCCAAGACCGCAGACACCAGCUUUUCCAGUACACGCCCGGACCCCGUACUUGAACGCAUCCACGCCAACAGUCCAAUUCGAUCUACCAUCCGAACGACUGCCACCUAAAAGUCCUACAACCCAGCGCCGACUCAGUUGUCCAACUCCUAAUAAACUUACUAAGAAGUGGUCACUCUCACCGGAGAGAAAGGACCGUCCUACGUCACCCAGCGAUCUAACGAACGGGUCCGCGUCAGAAUACACCCACACUGCGACCCAUCGCAGUGUCUCGUCAUCGGGUUUCUCUGAUGGCAGCUACCAACAGAGCCCCAAGACCCCGAACUACAACGGAUCGGCGUCUCCGACCAUCUAUUACGGCAACUCGAGACGGAACUCGGUUGGCUCGAACAACGAGGCACCGCACGAAGUGGCUGCGGCGCACGUUGAAUUCGUCAGAGACACCUCUAAAUUUUGGUAUAAGGCUUCCAUAUCUAGGGAAGAAGCAAUCAACAUGUUAAGAAACCAAGCGCCAGGCACCUUCGUCGUAAGAGAUUCAAACUCUUUUCCGGGCGCAUUCGGGCUGGCCCUAAGGGUGGCCCAAGUGCCCUCGAAUGUGCAAAAUAAGUCGUACUCCAGCGACGAGCUGAUCAGACACUUCCUGAUCGAGCCCACAUCCAGGGGAGUGCGUCUGAAAGGUUGUCCCAACGAGCCGGUCUUCAGCUCAUUGUCCGCAUUGGUUUACCAACAUUCGAUAACACAAAUGGCACUGCCGUGCCGCCUCGUCCUUCCGGAGAGUGAUCUGAAAUACACGAAAAAUGUGAACAAUCCUAACCAGGUGUUGUUCACGCAGGGGGCAGCUUGUAACGUCUUAUAUUUGUUCUCGAUGGAUAUGGAAUCGUUGACGGGUCCGGAGGCGAUUAAGAAGUCGGUUUUGACGCUGUUGCAGAAGGCGCCGCUUCCGGAAACGGCUACCGUGCAUUUUAAGGUAAACGGUCAAGGUAUUACGUUGACCGACAACAAGAGGAAGUUGUUCUUCAGGAAGCACUAUCCUAUGAAUACCGUUUCUUAUUGUGGGCUCGAUCCUGAAGAUCACAAGUGGACUGUUGCGCUUGAUGAUAACCCGAUUAAGAGUUCGAAUCGUAUAUUUGGAUUCGUGGCAAGAAAACCGAACGUGAGUAACUCCGACAAUCAGUGCCAUCUUUUCGCAGAACUGGAGCCGGAACAACCGGCGACGGCAAUUGUCAACUUCGUCAACAAAAUUUUGACGUCCAGUGGCUACAAACCGAAUAUGGUGUAAACUGUAUUGGAAAUUAACAAUGAGGAGGAAAUAUCACAUCACAGUCAAAAUCGAUUUUAGGAAUUCUGCCAGUAUUGUACCAAGAAAUUGUGUUGAAUUGUAUAAACAAAAUUGUCGUUUCGGAAAAUUGUUUAAACUACUAAAUUCUUAUAACUAGUCCUUUUUUUUAAUUUAACGAAUAGUUUAUUAGUCUUCUUAAAUUUCGAUAUGCAAUAAUUACAAUUAUUGUGCUAAAUAUCAAAUCUUGUACAUAAGAACUAUAAACACUAAGUGUGCCUGUCUGAUUAUUUUAUUCUUAAAAUAUUUUAUAUAUCAUUUGUUGGUGAAGUGCUUUAAAUAUUUUAAAUAUUAGCAUAUUCACAUUCUUGAAUCAAACUGGACCUUGUUAGUGUUUUUGUUAUGAGAAAUUAACAAAAAUCAUUGUAAUAAGCCACUGAAUAUUUAAAAAUGUUUAUAUUUGUUUCGUCGUGAACAAAAUUCUAUUUGCUGUGGGAGACAAAUAAUAAUUUCAUUAUGUAAUAUUAAUUUCUUAUGUUCAUUUUUCAUCACACUAACAAAGUCAUAAAGAAUGUUUGUUUUAGAAAGCAGGGUACUGUACUCUUAUAUAAAAUGUAUAAAAAUUAUUUAGAAUUUAAUUUAGAACAAUGAGGAAGCUUAUUAACAAUAUAGAAUUCCAUAUACAGGAUUAAUAAAAUAAAUCAUCUUUAUGUUUCAUUAAUAGUACAAACAUAAUUAACUUUUCUCGUCAUCCAGGAGGUAACUUCAAAACAUGCUGUUACUAUCAUAGGCAUAUAACAUAACAAUAUGUAUUUAGAAAAAUAUAUAAAUACUAAUGUG
This is a messenger RNA of Aethina tumida (small hive beetle), 5739 nucleotides long. RefSeq names its product tensin-1 (gene by). Gene Ontology annotation, molecular function: protein binding. The record is from RefSeq and is a predicted model, not a curated record. Lineage: Eukaryota; Metazoa; Arthropoda; Insecta; Coleoptera; Nitidulidae. The transcript is spliced from 20 exons. The coding region runs from base 292 to 4902 and encodes 1536 amino acids.